Molecule: messenger RNA, 1478 nt
Organism: Aureobasidium uvarum
Lineage: Eukaryota; Fungi; Ascomycota; Dothideomycetes; Dothideales; Saccotheciaceae
Source: the annotation of a GenBank genome assembly
GCCAUCGCUCGUCGUGCAUGCUUCCUGUACAUGCAUCCCCGACUCCGCGAGCAACAAUGAAUAGACAUGGGUAUUCCAACUCAGGCGCAUACCCGCUGGGCGGGCGCUCACACUUUUCUAUCGAGCCUCACAAGUACGCAUGUCCCCGUCAAGGCCUCUCUCCCGCUAUGCGACGACGUCGCCAACUCAUGCUAAGACUGGCCCUGGUCGGCUCCCUUGUGUUGGCCGCCAUCUUCCUCUUCUUCCCUUCGACGCGCCAGGCCAUAUUACCUGCCCUAUCACUCGGCCUAUUCUCCGGAAGCCAGCAGCUUCAGCUGGAGACUGUCCGAUACUACGACCUUGCCAAUGUCCAAGGCACCGCCAGAGGCUGGGAGCGAGAAGAGAGAAUUCUCCUCUGCGCCCCUCUCAGAGACGCCUCUCCCCAUUUGCCAAUGUUCUUUUCCCAUUUGCGCAACUUGACGUAUCCCCACCACCUCAUCGAUCUGGCCUUCCUUGUCGGUGAUUCCAAAGACAACACUCUCCCCUUGCUCUCUGAUCUUCUGGCCCAAUUGCAGGCCAGCGAGAAGGAUGGCAUGCCCUUUGGCGAGGUUUCGGUCAUUGAGAAGGACUUUGGACAAAAGGUCAACCAAGACGUCGAGAGUAGACACGGCUUCGCUGCCCAGGCUAGUAGAAGAAAGAGCAUGGCUCAAGCACGCAACUGGCUUCUUAGUGCGGCCCUGCGUCCCACACACAGCUGGGUCUACUGGAGAGACGUCGAUGUCGAGACGGCGCCGUUCACAAUUUUGGAAGACUUGAUGAGACAUAACAAGGACGUCAUUGUACCCAGUAAGAAUCUUUGCAUCAAGAACACAAUUCGCAAUACUAACACGCUCGAAAANGACGUCUGGCGACCUCUGCCUGACUGGCUUGGUGGUGAACAACCUUACGAUCUGAAUUCAUGGCAAGAGUCCGAAACUGCUCUGGCCUUGGCCGACACGCUUGACGAAGACGCCGUCAUUGUAGAAGGAUAUGCAGAAUACGCCACCUGGCGUCCUCACUUGGCCUACCUGCGUGACCCUUAUGGUGACCCGGACAUGGAGAUGGAAAUCGACGGCGUUGGUGGUGUCAGUAUUCUGGCCAAGGCCAAGGUCUUCCGCUCAGAGAUGGAAAAGGAGAGAAAGGCGCGCGAAGCUGAAGAACUCAAGAACAAGGAGCGCAUGGACAAGAUCCAGUCCCAAUUCGAUGAUACAGCUAGCGAGUGGGAGAAGGACAAGUCGGAGAUUGUCGAUGCGCAGAAAGCAGCAGAUUCUGCCAAGGGAGCAGUUGGAGGUGCGAAAGAUGCUAUUGGAAAUAUCAAAGAAGCGGCCAAGGAAGUGGCAGGAGGGGCCAAAGCUGCAGCAAAGGACGCAGCUGAAGACGUCAAAGAUACCGCCAAGGGACUAGGCGACAAGGUCGAGAAGGCAGCCGAAGCAGUUGUGAAAGACAAGGGGGCUGCGGCA